AUGUUAUCAUUAUUUUCAGUACUCAUGAAUUGUUCUACAAAAUGUAAGAAUUUUGAUUUAUCAUUCAUUUUAGAAGGAAAUUCACAACAACCAGCAACAACAACUUCAACAACAACUACUACAACGACUACUACAACGACUUCCACAACAACUACUACAAGAACUACUACAACGACUACUACAACGACUUCUACAACGACUUCCACAACAACUACUACAACUACUUCCACAACAACUACUACAACUACUUCCACAACAACUACUACAACUACUUCCACAACAACAAGUACCAGUAAGUAAUAGGCCAAAUAGUGAAAUACUCUUUUUCUACAGCAAUUUACUGAAGAAAUUUUGAAUAUUUAUAAAUUUUUGACCUUUAUAUAAAAUAAGCUCGUUCAAAUAAGUUGAAGUUCAACUUUGAAUAUUUAGAAAAAACGAUGAUACGUUAUUCCCUCGACUGAAGGAAGGGUCAUAUGAAAAAAAGUAGUUUGUCCGUUUGCUUGUCGCAAUGUCAAAAACCACCCACGGUGAACUUUUGAUAAAAGUUCAAGAAAGUAAAUCGAGAUCGGAGAAUCCGAAUUGAAAGUCAGCUUUUCAAAAACUCAAAAAGCUAUUUGUAUAAAAAGAAAUCAUACUUUUCUCUCUGAAUUAUUGUCUAAGGAACAAGCCAAUUCUUUUGAGAAAAAGUCAUGUGAAAAAAAGGGAAACUCGAAAUAUGAGAAAUCCUUCUGCGUAUUUCGAAUAUAUGACUGCUGUUUAGUUUCAGUACCUUCUUCACAGUAUCGUUGUAGGCGUGGGUCGGAGUAUGACCUAGUGCGACGAGUGUUUCAGUAAGUCGUAGCGUGAUGAAAUAGUGUUUACACACCAAUGGCACUCAGUCUAAGGCGUACGAUAUUGAGUAAUUCCUGUUUAUCAACAGUGGUUUCUAAAUCAAAUAGCUUUUUCUAUACACUCUCCUUAAGUUGAGAGAAGUAGCAUUAAAAGAAUCUUGUAAGUGAAGUUACAGCCUAUAGGGUAAAUACAGAAUAACCAAUGAUUGUUUUAAUGUAUUUCAAUAAUACAGCAAGUGACUGUGAGCAAGGCCUGAGAGAAGUGCUGGCAAACGACUGGCCGCAUAUAUGGCAAACGUAUUCUACUGUUGUUUAAUAAAAGAUCUAUGUGAAACCUACAUUUAUCAAGAAUAACCAACUAUGAUUCUCCCAAUCAGGAGCCCUAAUAAAACUUUAAUGUAUUGGCUAAACAAUUAGGUUAACGAAAUUAGGAAUAAAUAAUAGGAAAGUGUUGGUUCGGAGCAGCUCAUAUGGAGCGAUCGCGUUAUAAAUCUAACGGAUUUUCUAAAUAAGAGCAAUCUGACAAUUGAUAGAGUUUAAGUGAAAAGAAGUAUCUUAGAGUAGAAUGAGAUCACAGGUGACAGUAGCUAGCCGCGAGUGAAGUUUCGAAGGGGCGUCGACAAGCGACUAGCUGCUGCACUUGAACGUUACUUUAUGAAGCGCAUUAAAUUAUAAGAAUUCAAUGGGAAAAUGUGAACGUGUUAGAUUUGAUAGGUUUCAGUAGGAACUUAAAGUGAUAAAAAAGGAGAAAUAUUUUCCUAUGUAUUAUGAGAGCAGUUUUUCUGUAAGAAUAGAAGAUAUAGGAACAUUUUAUAGAUAGAAAACAUCAUUAAAAUAAUUUAAUUCGUUCUAUCGAAAACGAAUUCGAAUGGAAAAGAAUGAGUUUUUCUGUUCGUAUAUAUUUGUGUGGAUUCAGAAUGUGGAUUUGCUGAAGUAGAUGAUCAGCUAAUUCAGUAUAUGUGGUUUUUGAUUUUGCGUAAAUGUGUGAAAAAGAAGAGAGUCAUUGGAAAUUAUGUGAUUGUUUCGGUCUUA
Messenger RNA from Rotaria sp. Silwood1, 1862 nucleotides. The record is from the annotation of a GenBank genome assembly. NCBI's taxonomy places the organism in Eukaryota, Metazoa, Rotifera, Eurotatoria, Philodinida, Philodinidae.